GGACGUGAGAGCAUCUCUCUCCUCCUCCACCUCCUCCUCCUCUUCGUCUUCAUCACUUCUUCAUUGUUGCUGGUAGAAGGAGGAGUGGAGCAGCUUUCUCUCUCUCUCUCUCUCUCUCUCUCUCUCUUUCUCUCUCUCCCUCUAUCAUUCCCUCUCUUCAUCCCUCUGUCUCAGUCAGUGUCUCUAACUCUCUGUGUUUGGUUCAAUUAUGGAUCUGUUCCUGCUGCUCUGUGGGCUUUACACCAUCACUCUGAUCAACGCUGUGUCCGCUGCCUCGCACUGUGAGUACACACACACACACUCACACACACACUUGUCUGUUGAUGCUGGUUCUUGCAUGUGUGUGUGUGUGUCGGUGUGUGUGAACAUGAUGAAGGUCAUUAGUUUUUAGCUCUCUGCUCUCUGAGGGUCUGUAUCUGUUUCCCUCUCUCUCUCUCUCCUCUGUCAGAGACUCUCUUCACACACACUGACCACACACACCUCCGCUUCACUCCAAGACACACACAUCCAGCUGAAGUUUAGGCAGCCACUAGAGGGCGCCUUUCUGCCUCUUCAUGCAAACACAGUUAUGUUUUACAUAAAUCAGUAGAAACAAGCUCAGAGCAGACUGAUGGUAAUGAAAGUAUUAUUGAUAACCCUUUAAUGCCUUUUGUGUUAUAUUUGAUACAUACUUCUAUCAAUCAAUAUGAUCAACAAAUUACUAAAAAAAACACCUGAAUACAGUCUGAUAAAUGAUAAAAAUGUCCCCUUGUUGUUAAUUAGUUUCUAAAAACAUCUAAUGUAUCAAAUGAGAUAGAUAAAUAUAUUUGUUAAAUUUUAAGGACAUUUUGAUUUUUUUGGUUUUCAGUGGUAAGUAAAAUAAACAUUUCCGCUCCAAAAAAUUUUUUAUUUUCUGGUCAUAAUUUGUGGUUUCAGGCAUUAAAGGGAUAAUAAUGAUAUCCAUGUUUAGUCAGUGAAACUCUCACUUUAUUAUCCUAAAAUAUCACCACCUGUUAGUCAACCUUCAUUAAGAGACCAUCAACUCACCAGAUUUGACUGAACCAAUUAAAUACCUACAAAAUGGUGCUAAACUUCAAACAGAUCCAGUUUUAGUAUUUUCAUAAAUUAGACAUAAAUCAGUGAUGGAGUAAAAACUGCCUCAUGUCCUUCAUUUUCAGGAGUGUAGAGCUCUGACUUUAUCAGAUUAACUUCAUCUCUGGGCUCGAGGACAUUUUCAGAUAAUCUGGAGAUAUCAGCUGUUUUAGUUCAGAUUGAUCACAAAGAUAAUUUUUAUCUUUAUAAUCUGAAUUAUCUGCAGAUUAGUUCUAAAUCAGUGAUCAGAGGGACAGAGCUUUACUGUCACGGAGGACUCUUUGACCUGAAUCAGUCACACUACAGAAAAUAUUAAGAUAUACUGUUUAUUAUUGAUAAUAUAAUCAACUCACUUUGUGACAGAGAGCACAGAUCCAGCCUGUAAUCUGUCAGCAGCAGAUUACAGUAAUUCGGUGUAAUCUGUUCUGUUAUAAAGGUGAAUCCUGUUAAUCUGAAGGUGUGAAUGAGUCUGAAUUAUUCAUGUUGGUGUGAGAGGUCAGAGGUCAUCACUAUAGACAGAGAGUGAUGUUCAUUAGAGGUCAGAGGGAAGAUGCAGGUCUGAGUUUGAACCGUGAGAGAUCUUGGCUCUGUUUGCUCUGUUUGGGAUCUUUCUCACCAUGUCUGUAAAAUGAUCAAUGACUCUGUGUGAGGGUUUCUGAUCAGAUCAGGGUCAUAUUUCAGAUCAUAAAUCACUAAUUUGAUAAUCUGAUGGAGCAGCUGGCUCUGUGACACGCUCUGUUGCCGAUCCAUAAAUCCACAGAAAUCCUCCAAACUCUCCUGCUGACUCACAGACGGACACACCGGAGGUUUUAAUGAGCUCUGAUCCUCCUCUCUGUGGAAAUAAACCACGGUGUGUGUGUCUGUGUAAGUGAUUCAGACACACUGAAGCUUCACUCUCAGGUUCACUCUGAGAUUCACUGACAGAUCUGCACCACCAGUGCACCACUGGAAUUUAGAGCUCAUGUUGGACCCAGUUUUCUGUCGGUGAAAAUAUAGUCUGUUCAUAUAACUGUAUUUGCACGGAGCCCCACAAUCCCAGAGCAAGAGAAAUCUAACCACUUGCAGAUCCAGGUGCACAGUUUCAGACCCACACUCACAGUUCUGCUUGUGACUUAUUAUUUUUUCUUUACAUGGCAGCUCAGGGAUCUGUACGUGUGUUUUAUGUAGAAGUCUAACUGUUUAUCCAUAGGAGACAAGGUUACCUCCUUGUACCUCCUUGUGUGGAGGGUCAUGAAAGCCAUGACCCUCCACACAACACAGCUAUCUUAAAUGAAGCCCACGCAGAAACUCAGACUGGUAUCGAGCAUACCAACAGUGUCCUGCAGGAAAGCAUCACAGAACUACUCACAAGAGAAAAUAGAUUUUCUAAAUUCAACCGGAAAUAAAACUUGGGUGACCAUAUUCUGACUUCCCAAAGAGGUGACACAAUUACACAGGGGCGGAGUCACUGAGUCACACAAAGUUAAUUUUGAGAGUUUUUUGGGUUGGAUCGAGUGUCUUUUACAUGCUUCGAACUCAGUAAGUCCACGUGACACAAACUCAAAACUUUCGUACAAAACCGCGGACAUUUGAAGGAUUUUAUAAACUUCCUCGAACAAAGCCAGACAAGGCCAAACAGCCCCCAUAAAAGGAGGACAUGUCCGGGUAAAAGAGGACUUUCGUUGACCUUAGUCUAACAGUUUAUUAUAAGGAGAUAAGGUUACCCACUGAAGCCAUGACCCUCCACACACAACGCUGCUAGCUAAAAUGAAGCCCACACAGAGAUUCAGAAUGGUUUCGAGUACACUAACAGUGUCCUGAAGGUGAGCAUCACAGAACUACUCACAAGAGAAAAUACAUUUUCUAAAUUCUAGUUCAACUAAAGCACACUUCACUCUUUACUUCUGUUUUGCUCUCUCUCUCUCUCUCUCUCUCUCUCUCUCUCUCUCUCUCUCUCUCUCUCUCUCUCUCUCUCUCUCUCUCUCUCUCUCUCUCUCUCUCUCUCUCUCUCUCUCUCUCUCUUUCUUUUUCUGCACCACGCUCACUGGUCCACAGGAAGCACAUAUCCACAUCUCCUUAUAUGGCGUUAUUGGCUUUCAAGUCAGUUAAAUAACAAUAAAAUUUGGAUUCAUGAUCAGACACACUUACCUACAAUCUGUAACAACGAACCAGGAUUUGGACCCAAAAGCUGGACUCAGGAGGCAGAUAGAAGUCAGAGUUGGUUCAAUCAAAAAGGGUUCAGUACACAGGUAGGCAGAGGUAACCAAAACGAAAGUCAAAAAAAUCAGUCAAAUCCAAAAAACAGGAAGGCAAACACACGGGAAAUGCUGGAAAGUUUGACACAAAGGAACAAGACGAACUGGCAGAGAAGGGAGAGAAGGCUGAGCUAGAAUACACACAGGGAGUGGAGAUAACAAGACACAGGUGGACCACAUUAGGCCAAUCAGGGAGCAGGGCAAGAGACACAGGUACAUUUCAAAAUAAAACAGGAAGGACAUAACAAGAAACAUGAGGAAGGGUAAAUAAAUUAUCUUUACUAAACCAAAGACACGACACAGUCAAAUCAUGUUUGUGAAUCGAGGAACUUUCAUGAACAAAUCUACAUGAGCUGAUGGUGAAUCCUGUGAGCGGGUCCAGAUAACUCAGGAAUAAACCUGCAAAAUAAAGCUCUUUAGUUUGUCAUGUUUGUCAAAGUGGCAGAUUUACUAUCAGAGACGAUGAGAUUAGAAUAUAAACCUGGGGAUCAUCAGUCUGCAGCGUCCUGCAGGCUUUGAUAAGCUGCUGAUAUCUGAGAGAAGCUUUUAGGCUGAUUAUAAACGCUGUGACCGUCGAAAGAGUCCGAGCGCGAGGCUGCGUGAGAGCGAGGUUUUUAAAGGGUCAUUGUCUCCUCUGCUGGCAAAGGGGAAACUACAAACUGACAGACAGAGAGACAGCUGACUCUGUCAUCAACUUGUUUCAGUCUGAAUUUUACCCUUUCAAAAUAAAACAGAAUAUAUAACUCACCUUUAACAUUCAACCUUUAAAGCUACAUGAAGAGUAAAAUCAAGAAAUUAAAGAUGAUAAAAAUUAAGUUGCAGUGCCUUAAAACACCUGAUUGGUUUCUGUUCCUCUGACAUGUAGAUCGCUGUGUCAUCUGCGUACAUGUUGAUAUUAAUGCAGGAGGAGACCAUAAACAGACACAGAACUACAGCAGGAUGAGAUGGACGCCCUGAGGGACACCAGCGGGGCUUCUAUUAAUCAUGUCUGACCUUGAUAAAACCUCUCAGCCUUCAUGAAGCUCUUUGUUAACAGGAUGUUUCAGAGAGUCCAGAGCACAGACCGAGUUCAAAACACGAGUUAGUGCUUUAUCACUGUGUCCACAGAGGACAGGACAGGGAUGGUCUCUGUUAUUAUUUAACUUCACACUGGAUCAGUGAAACCCAAUCUGGUCCUCCAAGUGAGUCCUCAGAGCAGCUCUCUAGUUUCCUCUUCUUCCUCUGUCCAAAAUAUUUAAGGAAACAUUUACAAAACAAAACCUUUUUCCAUUUUUUAAAUAACCAAAAGGAUUCAUAAAACUUAACAUCACUUCUUCACACACAGUGUAAAUGUCUCACAGUCUGUCCUCUGUCCUCCUUAGAUAACUGUAACAGUCCCUUGGUGUCUUCGCUACCUCAGUCGUCCUUCAGAAGCUCGUCUCAGUCGUCCUACAGCUCUGCAGCUCACAAUGCCAAGAUCAACCGCAGAGAUGGUGAGUACAGACAGGAGGUCAGUCGUUUCAAACAUCACAUCAUAAACCUGUUGGAUAUAACAGAAAACAAAAGCAAAACCUUCUCUCCCCCCUCAGGAGCAGGAGGGUGGUCCCCUGUAUUGACAGAUCGGGAGCCCUGGCUGCAGCUGGACCUCAGGGAGCAGGUGGAGGUGACGGCUGUGGCCACACAGGGGCGCUCUGCCAGCUUGGACUGGGUGAGCAGGUACCUGCUGCUGUACAGCGACACGGGCCAGGUGUGGAGACAGUACAGACAGGAGGACGGGGGAGGGGUGAGUCUGACAAACCUCUACCUGAACUAAACGUCUCAGUUGGUAUAACUAGAGAAGCAAGCAGUCGGCAACAUUCAUCUCUCGAUGGGGUGUCUAACUCUGUGUUACAAUGCGUUUGACCCGAACUUAUUUUUAUGCCAGAAUAUCCCUUUAAUGACCUGGGUCACAUCUUCUGUCCCUUUGUUUUCAGAUGUUUGUGGGGAACGUGAACUCAGAGUCCAUCGUGCAGAACAAGCUGUCCCCCUCAGUGAAGACUCGGUUCCUACGUUUCGUCCCUCUGGACUGGAACCCGAGCGGCUGGCUGGGCCUCAGGGUGGAGGUGUACGGCUGCUCCCACAGUGAGUGAGAAACAUCAAAUAGUACCCCUAACCUCCUGCAGACUGUCUGUUGAAAUAUUUCAAUGCUUCACAAACACAGUUAGGACAAAAAAAAUACUGCAACUCAUGCAGUAAAUUAAACAUUGUGUGUUUGCAUGUAAAGCAAGGUGGGGAGAGCACCAGCAAAGACCACCAGAGCAGCCCAGCCCUCCAUGCUGCUGCUUAAUUAUCCCGUUUUUACUCUAUGAUCCUGACGUCUCUUUCAGAGUCAGACGUGGUGGACUUCGACGGCAGGAGCUCUCUGCUGUAUCGUUUUAAUCAGAAGUCGAUGUCGACGGUGAAAGACGUGAUCUCUCUGCGCUUCAAGAGUCGACAAGCUGAGGGGGUGUUACUGCACGGCGAGGGGCAAAGAGGCGACUACAUCACCCUGGAGCUCCACCGGGGGAAACUGGCCCUUUACCUAAACCUGGGUGAGACACAUCAACACCUCACUGAACUAAUGCACGAUGUUUGAAUGAAGGUCAUGAGAACGUUUCACAGCCUGAUCAGCCUCUCAGUCUGAAUGAGGAAACAUCCUCAGGGUUAGAUCAGCUAAAUCUCUGAAUUGAAGUAGUGGUUCAUACCUGUUGUGUCUGAUCAUUGUAUAUGUGUCCGGCAGACGACAAUCGGCUCAGAUACAGCAGCAGUCGGGUAGCCGUCACGGUGGGCUCUCUGCUGGACGACCAGCAAUGGCACUCGGUCCUCAUCGAGCGCUUUAACAGACACGUCAACCUGAGCGUGGACUCGCACACGGAGCACUUCACCACCAGGGGGGAGGGGGACUCUCUGGAGGUCAACUACGAGGUCAGUACCACCUGAAACUGGACUUUAAAAACACGUAAACAGUCUGAUUGGAAUCGCACCUAAGAUAACUUGGUUGGGGAUGAAAUGAUUAUUAUUUAACUGUUCUGUUUGUUGUCUGCGCUCCAGCUGAGUUUUGGAGGCAUCCCUCUGCCCGGUAAACCUGGUACCUUCCUCAGGAGGAACUUUCAGGGCUGCAUCGAGAACCUUUAUUACAACGGCAUCAAUAUCAUCGACCUCGCCAAAAGACGCAAACCACAGAUUUACAGCGUGGUGAGUCAGAUAAAAGUCCCUGAGAUCAGUCCAGAGAGGAUUGUCAGUGUUUACAGCCGGAGUUUAAUGAAGUUAUUUCAGCUGAAGGUGAACCGGUGGAUUCAUGGACAUAGUUCAAAUAGUAACAGAGCUGAUCCUCUUCCUCUGCUUCCCUUCUCUCAGGGUAACGUGACCUUCUCCUGCUCACGGCCAACGCUGGCCGCCGUCACCUUCCUGAGCUCCAGCAGCAGCUUCCUGUCGCUGCCCUUAACUUCGACGUCGGCGACCAUGGGAGGUUUCUCCGUUCAGUUUCAGUUCAGGACGUGGAAUCCUGACGGGCUGCUGCUGUCCGUCAGGCUGAACCGGGACAACCAGAGACUGGACUUACAGAUCAGGAACCAGAGGCUGAUCCUGACCCUCCAAGAGGCCGGAGAACAUAGACCAGAGACCUCUGCAGGUCAGGAUGGAGCCACAUAAACACCUCUCUGUUUCUGCAGGCAGCCGGUUUUUGUUUCCAGCCUCAGUGACAUUCACUGUUUGUUCUCAGGUCACCGAGUCAAUGACGGACUGUGGCACUCUGUGAGUCUGGACACUCGGGGUCUUCAGGUCAGUCUGACUCUGGACAGCGAGCCGGCCUCCACCCUGCAGCAGCGGGAGCAGUUGGAGGCCACAGGCAGCUUCUACUUUGGAGGUGUGUGUGAUGAAUGAGCUGUGUUCUCCUCCAUCAUCAGAGUGAGACCUCCACCUGUGUGUUCAGAUGAAGAUCUUUGUUCUUCCUGUGUCCUCUCCGACAGGCUGCCCCCCUGCCGACUGUCACAACCCCACCCUGUCCUUCCAGGGCUGCAUGCGCCUCAUCGCUAUCAACAGCCAGAACAUCAACCUCCAUCAUGUGCAGCAAGGCAUGCUGGGAGUAUACCAGGAGCUUCAGUUCGAAACCUGCACCAUCAGAGACAGGUAAGGCAGAUGUUUGAACUUGGUUAUAAAACCAGCUCUUCAUUUAGGAGGGAUAAAACAGCCCUGUCUUCUGUCCUCUGUCCUCCGUCUUCUCUCCUCUGUCCUGCAGGUGUCUUCCUAACCUGUGUGAACAUGGUGGUCUCUGUCAGCAGACGUGGAGCUCCUUCUCCUGUGAUUGUUCAGGAUCUGGAUACUCUGGAGCCGUCUGUCACAGCGGUCAGUCUCUGCGCCUAAUAGAUCAUCUCUCUUUAUUUUUAGUCCAGUAUAUAGUCAAGAUGGAAAAGGGGGUCCAUGCGCAGCCCCAGGCUUUUUUUUUUGUGCCACCUGUUUAUUUUUUUUUUAAUCCUUCAAAUGUGUAUUUUCAGAAUAUGUCAGGUACCAAGCUGAAUUAAUGUCCGAAAGGCUUCAUUUUUAACCCUUAAGUGCACUUACCCGAACCCAAAGUAGUUUAUGUAGACUAGUAGGUAGUGAAAUGGAAAAAUAGUUGCCAAAUAAGCAUUUUCGACCAUAUUUUGGCCAUAAAUAAAUAAAAACAUAAUCAAAAUGUUGUCAAAUAUAAAAAAUAAAUAUUUUGUUGAAUUCCUUAUGUCAGAGUUGUAUGGGAAAACGUGUUAAUUUAUCUCCGUAGGGUGUUUCCAUCAAAAAUUAUCCAACUCAUAUUCAAAUUUUUUGAGUUCUGGUUAGUGCACUAAAGGGUUAAAAAUGAAGAUUUUAGGACAUUAAUUCAGCUUGGGACCUGGCAUAUUAUGAAAAUGCAGACUUUAUGAAUAAGAAGAAGAAAAAAACAAGUGGCACAAAAAGAGCCAGGGGGUGUGCGUGGACCCCGUUUUUCCAUCUAGACUAUAUACUUUUCGUUGUGUUGAGUGAAUGAAACAGACAUCAGCAGCUUCACCAGCUUUAUUCUGAGUGUUGGGUUUCAUUCUCAAAGUAAUCAGAAAUAUCUCAGAGAUUUGCAGUCAAAGAUCUUCUCCUAAGAGGCGAUGUUCUCAGUUUUCAGCUCAGAGUGUCUGUUUCUCUGCUGGUUUCUGAGGUAAUCCCUGCUCUCUCUCUCUACAGCCGUCUAUGAUCCGUCCUGUGAGGCCAUCAGGCUGAGAGGCGGCUCCUCUGCUUUCUAUUCUAUUGAUCCAGAUGGAAGUGGCCCACUGGGGCCCAUGAAAGUGUACUGCAACAUGACAGGUGAGCUCAGACCCUGCUGUCAUCUCAGGUUUUCUUGAGCCUCUCUGACCUCCUCUGAGACCAGGACCCAGAGCCUAUCACAGACACUUGCAUCCACCUGCUACCUGACAUAUCGCUCUCUUCAGAGACAGACUGUCCUGCUCUUGUCCUCACAGACACACAAACUGUCCUCCUCCACAAACUGUCUUUACACCUCACCAACAGACUCUGUAUCUGGCCUGUACAAAGCUAUGGCUGCCCAUUGACAUGAGUUUUUGUGUGUUUUCUGUGUAGUUUUGGCAACCUCCUAAAGGGAUAUUCCAGCAUAAAAUCAAUUUAAGGUCAAACACACUGUAACACAGCGUUAGACAAUGCCUCGAGAGAUGAAUGUUCCCGACCGCUUGCUUCUCUAGUUAUACCAACUUUAGUAACAACCGCAGGAUAGUAAUACACAGCGGUCUGAGGAGCCAUAAACAAACCUCAGCCAAAACACCACUCUAUAGGCACAAAUAAUGCUCAGAACAGCACCUAACUUCAUCAACAGUACAUAUAGGGUCCCAGCCACCAAACAUCUUUUAUAACUUUGCCUCAUUUCUUUAGCAAAGAGACUAAACACAACUCACCUACUCUCUUCCAGCAGCCGCUUAUUUGUAGGGAGACCUGGGAUCAGUCCAUUAUGGACUGCUGCGGGGUGACACAGCUCAAGGAAGAACAUUUAUGAUCAUUUCUUCAUGGAAAUGCAAUCAGACCAAGACGCUAAGACAGAAGAACUACCACGUCUGCAGUGCAAAAAUGAUUAAUAUGAUGAUUAUCACUUAAAAAAAAUGAUAAAGUAAUGGUCACAAAUGGUCUUCCUUGAGCUGCAUCACCCCGCUGUAGUCUGUAAUGGACUGGCUUGAGGUCUUGCUACAAAUAAGCGGCUGCUGGAAGAGAGUAGGUGAGUUGUGUUUAGGCUCUUUGCUGAAAAAAUCAGGCAAACCAAAAAAGAUGUUUGGUGGCUGGGACCCUUUAUGUACUGUUGAUAAAGUUAGGUGCUGUUCUGAGCAUUAUUUGUGGCUAUAGAGUGGCGUUUUGGUUGAGGUUUGUGUGGCUCCUCAGACCGCUGUGUAUUGCUAUCUCGCGGUCGUUACUAAAGUUGGUAUAACUAGAGAAGCAAGCGGUCGGCAACAUUCAUCUCUUAACAGGGGGUGUCUUACUCUGUGCUAUGGUGUGUUUGACCCUAUCUUAAUUUUAUGCCAGAAUAUCCCUUUAAGGUUAGAUUUAAAUUAGCUUGGUAAUGUGCUAUAAAGUCCCAGUUGGAGAAGAAGUAUAAUGUGGUCAACUGUAUCAAAAGAUGCACUUAGAUCAUGCAGUUCUAAGACUGAGACUACCACUGUCUGUGUUUGAGCAAAUGUCAUAAAACACCUGAACUAGAGCAGUCUCAGUGCUGAGGGGAGCUUGAGCCCUAAUACUUCAUUAGGGUUCAGUACUGAUGAUGAUUUUAUGAUAAUGUUGUUAAAAAUCUUUUUAUAUUUUACCCUAACAGUAAACCACACACUGACCCUGUUUAAUAAAAAUAUACUUUUUCCUCCAGAAAAGUUUAUUUUGCUUAAAAACCUCCAUUCUCAAGAGACUUAUUCCUUUUCCACUCUGUUUGUUAAACUCAAACCCAGCAGGGAGUAUUUCCUGCAGCUCAGCGCCAUUAAACUUACUCUGUAUCCUCUGAGACUGCAGAUAUUCUGGGACAUGUUGGUGGACACAGAGUUUCCCCACUGAGCAUCUAAAUCUGUCCUCAGAAACAAAGUCAAACUCGUCCCCAGAGAGUAAAAAACAGACUCUGUUUUUUUCUGUGAGUUUUAAAAUGUACCUGUAUGUUUUCUGCAGAUGAGCGGGUUUGGACGGUGGUGAGUCAUAACGUCAGCACUCCGGUCCGAGUUCAGGGCUCGUCUCUUCUGAAUCCUCACAUCAUGACCUUUAACUAUAGCUCCACCCCCAAUCAGCUUCACACCAUCAUCAGCGCCUCAGAGCACUGCCAACAGGAAGUGGUUUACAGCUGUAGGAAAUCUCGCCUCUUUAACCCCAAAGGUAAGCUGAGUUAUUUACAAACAGCUGUAGAUUCAGAGUGAUUUCAGGUAAACUCAGGGUCCUGGUUCUUCUUCUGCAGACGGCCGCCCGCUGGCAUGGUGGGUGGACCAGAGUGGAGAGAGGCGGAGCUACUGGGGAGGUUUCCUGCCAGCAGUGCAGCAGUGUUCCUGCAAACUGGAGGAGACGUGCAUGGACAGGAACUACUUCUGUAACUGUGACGCCGACUCAGAGUCCUGGUACAAAAACACAAUCACAGGGUCACAGAGGUUCAAACAGGUUUCAUGCCCUGAGGCUUAGCUUUCAGUCUGGAAACUCUUCUUCACAAACCAUUAAUACAGAAAUGUUAGAAACAGAGGUGUUUGAUAAAUAUCUGAACCCUGAGCAAAGAAACUCAGGGUUCAGAUAUUAACCUCAGAGGUUUGUGAAGGUUUAACUCUUGUUUUAUGUCUUUAUCUCAGGGCUAAUGACACAGGAGUGCUGUCCUAUAAAAAUCACCUUCCUGUCAACCACAUGGUGAUCGGGGACACAAACAGAGCCGGAUCAGAGGCCGUCUACACCAUCGGUCCUCUGCAGUGUUAUGGAGACAGUAGGUGAUCCAUCAGUGUUUCAGGUCCAACUCUAAGGCUGUAGUCAUGAUUUCAACAUUUCAGAAUGCUCUGGUCUGAAACAUUCGCAUGAACAGUGCUUGUCUCAAGACUGCUAGGUUAGAUGAUAAUGUACUCCAAUAUGAUGUGUUCGAGAGUACUUAGUUCUGGAGUGUUGGGAUCUGGAGUCCUGGGUUCUGGAAUGCUUGGUCCCUAAAUGCUGAGUACCAGAGGUCUCUGUUCUUAAAUACCGGGUUAUAGAAUUCUGGGUUCUGGAAUGAUAGUUCCGGAAUGCUGGGUUCAAGAAUGGUGAGUUCUGGAAUGCUGGGUCCUAGAGACGCUGGGCUCUAGAGUGCUUGGUUCUGCAAUGUUUGGUUUUAGAAUGUUUGGUUCUAGAAUGCUAAGUCCUCGAAUGCUUGAUCUCGGAAUGCUGGGUUCUAGAGUGCUUGGUUCUGGAAUGUUUGGUUUUAGAAUGCUUGGUUAUGGAAUGUUUGGUUCUAAAAUGCUGAGUUCUGGAAUGCUGGGUCCCAGAAUCCUGGGUUCUAGAAUGAUGGUUCUGGAAUGUUUGGUUCUGGAAUGCUGAGUUCUGGAAUGUGUGGUUCUAGAAUGCUGAGUUCUGGAAUGCUUGGUCUCGGAGUGUUCUAGAGUGCUUGGUUCUGGAAUGUUUUAUUCCGAACUGUCUUAAAGAGACAGUAGUUGACACUAAGUAUUUCAAUCAGCCAGAGAUAGGGAAAGAGUUUUUGAGUGUAAAACAUGUCGAGAGACUACAGAACUACCAGAGGGAGGAGAGAUGGACUGAACAGAGCAGACUAUGACAUCUCUUUGUUCUUUAUGUUGCUCCUCUGGUCUACAACUCCUUUUUUUUAUGUCUGUAUUUUAGGGUGGAUCUGGAACGCGGCGUCCUUCUUUCAAGAGUCUUCCUCGCUGAUCUUCCCCGCCCUGCAGGCUGAGCUCUCUUCUGACUUCUCCUUCUUCUUUAAAACCAGCGCUCCUUCAGGAGUCUUUCUGGAGAACCUGGGUCACAAAGACUUCAUCAGACUGGAGCUCAACUGUAAGUCCACCGAUCAUCACAGUAGACUUUGUCUGAAAGAAGAGGAGGUCUCACUGUGGACAAAGUCAUAAUGGCAUCCACCUUGAUAAGUGAUGGGACAAAAAGCGUAACAUGAACUAUAAUUAUCUCCCUUCCCCUCUCUCUCUCUCUCAGCUCCAUCGGUGGUCAUGUUCUCCUUCGAUGUUGGAAAUGGCCCGGUGGUCCUGACGGUGAACUCCCCCCUCCCCCUGAAUGACCGGCAGUGGCACCACAUAAGAGCAGAGCGCAAUGUGAAGGAGGCCUGGCUUCAGGUUGACCAGUUGCCCCCCCGCCUGCUGGAGGCUCCGGCUGAUGGACACCGACGCCUCCGCCUCAGCGGACAGCUGUUUGUAGGUGGGACGAAGUCUGAUGAGUCAUUCAUACAUUCAUUCAUUCAUUUAAGUUGAUCUAACACACUCCCCACUCCAUCCCACUGACAAUGAUGUGGUGCUAGUCCAGUCAUGUCCUGCAGUGAACAGUCUCUCUUUAUGUCUAAGGAGGAUCAGCGUCUCAGCUUCGAGGCUUCCUGGGCUGCAUGAGGACUCUGGUCAUUAAUGGUGUGACCUUUGACCUUGAGGAGAGGGCCAGGGCGGUGCCUGGGGUGAGCUCGGGGUGUCCAGGUUACUGCAGCGGCUCCAGCAGCCUCUGCCAUAACAGAGGGAGGUGUAUAGAGAGGAGCAGCGGCUACGCCUGUGACUGCUCCACCUCGGCAUACGGAGGACCCACCUGCAGAGAAGGUCAGAGGAAACACAGGGUCUCAUCAUACAGCUGAACAAACACAACCACCAUUCAAAAAGAGCUGAGAUUAUGUACAAAAUAAUACAGAGUUUGAUGGUUUGUAAAUCAUAAAAAGUCCAUAUUUGAUUGAAAAUAAAGCAAAGACAAUUACCAAUCUAUUGAAGCCUGAAUACAAUCCAUACAGUAGGGAAAUCUACUACAAAGAGUGUCACACUGGAAAGCCACAAAAAUUGUUUUGUGUGUGUGUGCACAGAAGUGUCGGCGUCAUUGGACAGAGAGUCCUCGCUGACCUUCGUCUUCCAGGAGCCGUUCUCGGUGGUGCAGAACAGAAGCUUUGGGACGUCAGGCGUCUCCAGAGAGAGCGCCAGCAGAGCAAGGGAGGACAUCGCCUUCAGCUUCAUGACAACCCAUAGCCCCGCCCUGCUGCUAACUGUCAACACCUUCAGCCAGCAGUACAUCGCUGUCAUCCUCAUGAACAAUGGUACACACACAGGUGUAUGCCCGGUGUUCUGGUCAGGGACACCUGAAAAGAGAUCUAAAACGUCAGACUGAAACCUUCCAGUAGAACCCAGGUGAACGUGUCAUGAGGAGUUUGAUGAGUUUUCUGUGUUUCUGUGUGCAGGAAGUCUUCAGAUCUGGUAUCACCUGCAGACUCACAGAAACCCUGAUGUAUUCAGUCCAGUCUUCAGCAGUUUGGCAGACGGACGGCUUCAUCGAAUCAGAAUCCACCGCGAAGACAGAGACCUGUACAUACAGGUGAGACAUGUGGAGACAGGAGACAGGUGCUGAGAUCAUUUAUGUAUAUCAGUGUCGUCUGGAACAUCUGAGGAGGACUGAAUCACUCUGAUCAUGUUUUAAUCCUCUCAUCAGAUCGACCAGGAUGUCCACAGAAAGUUCACGCUGUCAUCUGAUGCAGAGCUGAUUUCCAUCAGGUCUCUGACUCUUGGAAAAGUCAUCAGUGAGUCCUCUCACCACACUCAGACAUCUGAAGGUGUCAUUAUCUUCCACCACAGAGACACAGAAAUAAGAUACAACUGCACGUUUAUCAGCAUUUUAUCAAUGAGUUAUCGUCAACUUAACAACAUGAAUGUGAUCAAAACCAAAGUAAACAGCUCUGUCCAUGGUCCUGAAACACAACCUACUCAUUUAUCUGUUUAUCACCUUGUUUAUCUAUCCAUCCAGGGAGGGAGAGUUUCCAUGAGGAUGUAGUCCGGGCUGGUUCUGAGGGUUUCGUUGGCUGUCUCUCUUCGGUCCAGUUUAACCAUGUGGCUCCUCUGAAAGCGGCACUGCUAAAUCGAGGCAGCUCAUUGGUCACCAUCCGGGGCUCCCUGGUCCAAUCAAAUUGUGGCGCACCAACCAACUCCAUCACUUCCCACAACCUGAGAGGAAACACGCAGGGUCAGUCACUGUCUGACACUUAAACAUUCGACACUCUAGGUUCGAUAGCGAUUAUGCGAGAAGAUUAAUUCAUGCUGAUCUUUUACAAGCUUAUAUCGUGUAAAUCCUUUUAGCCAUCAGCUGGUUCAUUCUGGUGGGGAACAGUGUAAACACAAGCAUUCUGUGUGGUGGGUGUACACUGUGACUGAGCGUGUCUCUGCUCUACAGAUGAUUCUGCAGCUGCUAAUGAAGAGGACGACCCACAGAGUGGAGACAAACCCACUGAUGUGGCUGUAAUAGCAGGUCUGUUUGAGUCUUUGUCUAUAAAAGGUAGACGGGUAAGAGUUGGACUUGAUUGUUAUCACCAAAAGCCAAACUAUCAGGUCUAAAGAGAAGUGUUAAUGUGUGUCUCUGCUGCUUCUUAGGUGUGGUUACGGCCGUGGUGUUCAUCACGGUGUGCGUGCUGGUCGUAGUGACACGCCUCCUGUACCUGAGACAAGUCCAGAAAGCCACGCCCACCCUAAAGCAGCACCAUCACAGCAUAGAGACCCCUAACAGGACAGAGCUGCACACCCACAACCCUGCGAGGGACAACAUGAAGGAGUUCUACAUAUGAAUAUUUGAGGGAGUACUUGAUUUGAAUACAUGAAGGAGUGCUUCAUCUGAAUACAUGAAGAAGUACUACAUCUGAAUACAUAAGGGAGUACUGCAUCUGAAUACAUGAAGGAUUACUAUGUCCAAAUGCAUAAGGGAGUACUAGACAAGGGGGCUCAAGGAAGUACAAGAUCCAAUUCGAUGAGGGAGUACAUCAUGCUACCACACAAAGGAGUACAAUAUCUGACAAGAUGGAAGUAUUUGGUGAGAACAGGGACUACGAAGUCCUACUACUCGGUCAUGAGUAGAGAGGAAUCUGCAUCUGUUCAAGAAAAGGGUUACCAAGCCCAAAGGAGGGGCAGAAGACAAAAUAGAAUAAAUAGGUCCAACACCUGAAGGGUCUAAGAGGGACAACAUCUGAGUCAACAGAUCAGGACGACAACAUCGUGAAGAAAAAGUACUACAAGAGCAGGACUACAACAUCCUUCAAUCCUGUCAUGACUGAAGUGAGAGUACAACAACUUUAGUACAAAGACCUACAACACUCCAUGAGACAAGGGACCACAAGUCCCUGGAAGACAACGUCCUCCCAGACAAGGAACUACAACACCCUAGAAAACGAGUGAUUACAGCAACCUAUGGGAACGAGAACUAUUAAAACCCACUAGACAACAUUAUGUGAGACAGAGGACUGUCACCAUAAUGAGAAAUGAAGAACUACAACAUCCAACAAGACAAAGCUCUACAAUUUCCAACAAAAUUACAACUUUCAUUAUCUUUGAGACAAAGAAGUUCAUCAUCCAGUGACGCAAAUGUCUAGAGCAUCCUACUUGUGAAAGAACUACAAAACUCUGGGAUAAAGGACUACAAUAUCUUAGGAAAAAAGAUGGACCAGAACAUCCAGAAGGUCAAGGUACUUCAACAUACUAUAAAAGAGAACAUCAUUAGAAGAAGAGGACCACAUCAGUCUGAGACACAGAGAACUUCCUUUUUUAACUUGAGUCAAAUACUUUGGUCUCCAUCAGAACUUUAAAUUGUGGCGAGGGAGUACAACAGCUGACGAACAGACAAAGCAACACCAUGAGACUAGAGACUAGAGUGGGACAUGUUUAGACUAUGGAGGACUGUACUUGUGGAUAUAUACCUGUGAGUCUGCUGGUGGAGGUCCCUCUGUGUGGUUAUUCUCUGUCAUCCAUGGAGCUGAUGGAGUGGAUGUAGCAGCACGUAGCAAACAGAGAAAGCAGCAGGUUAUCAGGCUGAUAAAGAUGAUGAUGAAGAGGAGCUGAACCUGAUGCUCCUUCAGGAUGUGUACAACCUUUCUGACUGACUGUAUAUGCUGAUUAUUUCUGCUGUGAGUGGAUUUUAUAUUUCAGACGUCUGCAGAUCUGGAGCGCAGGCCUCACCUGUGAGACCACAGCACAGCGGAUUAACAGGGAGGACGAUCAGCAGGCCGAUACCAUCUACUGUACCAGUGCCUAAUAUACCCUUCACUCUGUCUGUUGAGAUUAAUUUUACCUUAUUUUAGGGGAGAUUUGUACCCAGAGAAACUUAUGCUGGAGGUUUUAUCACCCAACAAAGAGAAGGCCAGAAACCUGUAGCUUAACUUUACCACAUCAACCACAACUGUAAGCACCAGGUACAAUAUUUUUUUACAGAGUUAUUUUACCUGUCAACAUUCAGUUAAACCAACCAGGAUAACUAAUUAACAUAAAGAGACCCAGUUUGGUCAUACACAGGCCAGUUAGUGCAACGUUGUGUGUGAUUUGUCGCUCGAAGCAAACAGCCACAAGGUCACAUGAUGUUUUUUAUUGUUUGUAUUUAUUUGGACUGAAAGAAUGAGUCAUUUAUACAUAUGAAUAUACAUGUCAUGUCAUCAUUAUUCUCCUUAUGAUUUAUAUAAGUGCAGCUUUAUUAGCUGAAGAUCAUAGUUUAAUAAAAAUAAAGUUGA
This is a messenger RNA of Xyrichtys novacula (pearly razorfish), 16959 nucleotides long. NCBI's taxonomy places the organism in Eukaryota, Metazoa, Chordata, Actinopteri, Labriformes, Labridae. The record is from the annotation of a GenBank genome assembly.